Messenger RNA from Aethalodelphis obliquidens (Pacific white-sided dolphin), 3834 nucleotides. RefSeq names its product maelstrom spermatogenic transposon silencer (gene MAEL). Lineage: Eukaryota; Metazoa; Chordata; Mammalia; Artiodactyla; Delphinidae. Gene Ontology annotation, molecular function: sequence-specific DNA binding. The record is from RefSeq and is a predicted model, not a curated record. Gene Ontology annotation, biological process: male meiotic nuclear division; spermatogenesis; regulation of miRNA-mediated gene silencing. The coding region runs from base 2178 to 3482 and encodes 434 amino acids. Gene Ontology annotation, cellular component: P granule; nucleus. The transcript has 12 exons.
GCCAAUAAAUUUUGUUUUUUAAAUCGACUUCAUUGAAGUAUAAUUUACACACAAUAAAAUGCACACCUUUUAAAUGUAUUGAGGAGUUUUGACAACUAUAUGCCACCUGUAACGACUACCACCACAACCAAGGUAUUUCUGACAACCCAGGAGUUCUCUUGUCAGUUCUCAGUCAAUCCCCUUUGUCUACCUCUUGGCCCUAGGUAACUGCUGAUCUGAUUUCUAAAUGAUAGUUUUGCCUUUUCUUGAGUUUUGUAUAAGUGGAAUCAUACAGUAUCUAUCCUUUUAUGUAUGCCUUUUUUCAUUCAACAAAAUUAUCUUGAAAUUCAUCCAUGUUGACUAUCAAUAGUUCAUUGCAUUUCAUUCCUGAAUAGCAGUCUACUAUGGAUAUACCACAAUUUUUAAAUCAGUUCAUCUCUUAUUGAAACACUUGGGUUGUCCAGUUUGGGGCUCUUAUAAAUAGAGCUGCUAUGAAAUUCAUUUCCAGGGGGAUAUAUUUUUUCAUUUCUCCUAAAUGAGUGGAAGUUCUUGGUCCUAUGAUAAAUGUAUGUGUAACUUUGUAAGAAACUGCCACUGUAUGAAAAUUCUAGUUGUGUCACAUUCUUGCCAACAUUUUACAGCAAUAUAAAUGAAAACCUAAAUGAAAUAGACAAUUUUAUAAAAAGUAAUGAAUUACCAAAAUUGGUUGAAGGAAAAGUAGGGAACCUGAAAAGACUAAUAACCAUGCAAAGUAUUGAAAUGGUAAUCAAAGGUCAACCCCACCCUCCAAAGAUAUACUAUGAUCAAAGAGUUUUACUAGUGAAGUUCUACCAAAGUGUCCAGGAAUAGAUAAUUCCAUGUGUUGUUCAAAGUGAACAGAGAAAAAGAUAGCAGUUCAUUUUAUGAGGCUAUUACAACGUUGAUACCAACAUUUUGUAAGGAUAUCAUGAAAAAAAUCUGUAAUUUAAUAUCACUUCAAUCAAGGAAGCAAAAAUCCCACAUUAAGUAUGCUUUAAAAAAUAAGCAAUGCCAAACAUGAUCAAUAAGAGGUUAUAGUAGUAGGAAUGGUAGGAUGCUUUAACUUUAGAAAAAUCUAGCAAUAUCAUUUUUUGAGCUAACCAAUUAAAGGAUAAAACCAUAUGGUCAUCUGAAAAGAUGCACAAAAAGCAUUUAAUAAAAUUUCAACUCCUGUUCUUGAUUUUAAAACAUAUACAUACAACACGUAUACACAUACUCAAUAAACUGAACACAGAUAGGAAUUUCUGCGGGAAGCACAUAUUACUAGAAAAUCCAAGAAAAUCGACUGGCACUAUUUGAACCAAUUUGAGAGCUCAGCAGGGUGACUAAAUACACAAGAUUAACACUAAAAUCAAUACCUUCUCUACACACCAGCGUUAACUAAUUAGAAAAUAUAAUGGAAAAAAGAAAUACAUAUAAUAGUUCCAAAUAUAUUCUAGGAAUAAAACAACCAAAAAAUAAAUAAAGAAACCAGACCUUUAUGAGAAAAUCUAUAAAACUUUAUUCAAAGACAUUAUUUAAAAUCUCAGCCUCUUACUGUAUGUUUCCUUCCAAACACUUAAGAAAAACUGCGUUUUUAAAAACCAUGUUCUUUGAAACACUAAUGCCAUUUAAGAAUGGGGAAAACCCAAAUCAAAUCAUACUGGUGGUUUUCAUCAUCUUACCCGCCUCCCUCAUCCUUAGAUUGUAAACUUCUUGAGGGAAAAGAUCGUUAGUCGUGUUCCUCACUCUGUCCCCCCACCCAAUACCUUUCACAAUUCUCAGCACAGAUUUGGCCCCUUACAGUUCUAAAACAUCGAAGAAUCUGAAGCACUUGCUGGUCCUCUUUCUCUCUACCUAUUUUGAUGGAUGUUACGCAAUAAUAUACCGAAAUUGCUCCAAGUCUUCCAGGUGAUAAGACCUCCGCCAACGACUCAUGCCAGACAAUCAGAAUACUCCUCACCUGUGACCUCUCCCCGCCCCCACCCGCCCCCAAGGCCGCAAGAGGGGGAAUCUUACAGUCUCGGGCUGUUUUUCUCCUGGUGAGGCCAAUGCGCCUGCGCACCGUGCCCUGAUUGGCUGAGAGCUGCGGACCUGCGCGCGCAGGCCUCCACCUCGGUUACUAAAGAGCGUGAGCUGGACGAGGGCGGGUGAGGGUGGCACUGUCUCUGGCCCGCCUUGAGGCCUGUACCACGCCCGCCAUGCCUAACCGCAGGGCCACUCGCAAUUCCUACUAUUUCUUCGUGCAGGAGAAGAUCCCCGAACUACGGCGGAGAGGCCUGCCCGUGGCUCACGUCGCUGACGCCAUCCCCUACUGUUCCGCUGACUGGGCGCUCCUGAGGGAGGAGGAAAAGAAGAAAUAUGCAGAAAUGGCUCGAGAGUGGAGAGCCGCCCAGGGGAAGAACUCUGGGCCUUCGGAGAAGAAGAAACCUGUUUCCACCCCACUGAGGAGGCCAGGCAUGCUUGUACCAAAGCAGAAUGUUUCACCCCUGGAUAUGUCAGGCUUGUCUCUAAAAAGUGAUCAAGCUGUCCUUGGAGGCAUUUUUUAUUUUUUGAACAUUUUUAGCCAUGGCGAGCUACCUCCUCACUGUGAACAGCGCUUCCUCCCUUGUGAAAUAGGCUGUGUUAAAUAUUCUCUCCAAGAAGGUAUUAUGGCAGAUUUCCACAGCUUUAUAAAUCCUGGUGAAAUUCCACGAGGAUUUCGGUUUCAUUGUCAGGCUGCAAGUGAUUCUAGUCACAAGAUUCCUAUUUCAAACUUUGAAUCUGGGCGUGACCAAGCAAUGGUGUUACAAAACCUUUAUAGAUUCAUUCAUCCAAAUCCAGGGAACUGGCCACCUGUCUACUGCAAGUCUGAUGAUAGAGCCAGAGUCAACUGGUGUUUGAAGCAUAUGGAGAAGUCAUCAGAAAUCAGGCAAGAUCUAGAACUUCUCACUGUAGAGGAUCUUGUAGUAGGGAUCUACCAGCAAAAAUUUCUCAAGGAGCCCUCUAAGACCUGGGUUCGGAGCUUCCUAGAUGUGGCCAUGUGGGAUUAUUCUAGCAACACAAGGUGCAAGUGGCAUGAAGAAAAUGAUAUUGUCCUCUGUGCUUUAGCUGUUUGCAAGAAAAUUGCAUACUGCAUCAGUAAUUCUCUGGCCACUCUCUUUGGAAUCCAGCUCACAGAGGCUCAUGUACCACUUCAAGAUUAUGAGGCCAGCAAUAGCGUGACACCCAAAAUGGUUGUAUUGGAUGCAGGGCGUUACCAGAAGCUAAGGGUUCAGAGUCCAGGAUUCUCUCAUUUCAGCUCUUCUAAUCAGGAACAGAGAUCAAACACACCCACUGGUGACUCCCCAUCUGGGGUGAAAACAUCGGGCCAAAACAGCAGUGUUCGGGGAAGAGGGAUUACCCGCUUACUAGAGAGCAUCUCCAAUUCCUCCAGCAAUAUCCACAAAUUCUGCAACUGUGAGACUUCACUCUCACCUUACAUGUCCCAAAAAGAUGGAUCCAAAUCUUUCUCUUCCUUAUCUUAAUGAUGAUACUUUUUUCAAUUUCUGGAAGAACAACGGACCCGACUUCCGUUCUCACUACAGUCAUAUUAAACAGACCACAUCAACAAUAAAUGUCACUACUAUAAAAACUACUUAAUUUGUAAGGAAAUUCUGUUUUCAUAGAUUAAAAAUAAUUGUGGUUGGAGAAGAUCUUGGCAUUUUUGCUUUUUUCUUUAGGGCUUGUUCUACUUUCUGACUGUAUCAUGGGAAUGCCAUUGAAGUUUUGAGUCCUAUAAGAAUAAAACUAGCUUUUACAGAGUUGUGCUUUUGGGAAUAUUAUAUUUUGGUAUCUUUUCUCUACAAUAAAAGUAUUAAGUAUCUGUUAUGAAAGGUU